AUGGCGGUCUCGAUGAGCAGAUUGCGGUAUCACAAAUUAUAUCAGUUUGUCCGUCUAUGUAAUGAAUCUGGAUACUCCUUAUCCCACGUGUAUCCACAGAGAAGGUCAUUAAGUCACACUGUUUGUCAGAUGUAUUCUACAUCUUCGCCUGUUAAGGCCAAAAAGUGGAAUCAAACAGGAACGAAACAGCAUGCGCACGGUUUUGACAAAACGCGGUCUCCUCCAAGGCCACAUCAUCUUCGGGACGAUCUCACAUCAGGAUCGCAUUCAAAGGAUGAUAAGGUUUCAAAAGAAGAGGAAGAUCCCGAGUCUGACCCGGAGACUGAAGACGAAGAGGAACCGAAAAGAUUUUCAUAUAGAAAACUGAAAAGUCAGAAAUCUGGAAAGGGGUAUUUGCGACCGUCUCGGUAUAUGUUUAGGGAAGUUGAGGCUACAGGGGAGGAAGAGAAUCUAUGGGAAAGAAAAAAUGCCGAUAUAAAUCGCAAAGGAAAAGUUAAUUGGUAUGCAAGACAAAUGUUGAGGCUUUCUCAAGAGAACAAGGUUGAUGAAGCCCUUGAACUCUUGUCUUCUAUGAAAAAGGACAGACUUAACCCAAAGAUAGAAGUUUACAACAUUUUCAUUUCUGCAUAUGCCAAGACUGGGCAAGUCAAGAAGGCUUUUAAACUCUUCAAUGAUGUAAAGAAAUGGGAUCUGAAGCCAACAGCACACACCUACUCAAGCUUGUUCUAUGCUUGUACUCAAGCUCCAGUUACAGAACGUACUUUGGAGAAAGUAGAAAAACUUUACUCUGAAAUUGGCAUAAGAGUUUCCAAAGAUGAACUGGAAAUGAAUCUUAUUACAUACAAUGCAGCCAUUCAGGCCUUUGCUGUUUGUGGUAAUCCUGAUGGAGCAUUUGACGUGUAUCAGGAGAUGCGAAACAAGAAGUUUGUUCCUGAUGAAUACACCUUCACAUCGUUAUUAGCAGCCUGUUGCUUUGAUCCAGUUGAAGGGCCCAGACUAGCUUUUCAAUUACUGGAGGAAAUGAAGUGGUUUAGAUUACAGCCAAAUAUUUAUAUUUACAAUUCAGUGUUGAAAGUUAUGAGAGAUUUUAAACUUUCUCGCCAAGAACAAACUAAACACCUACCUGAGGAUACAAAGGGUCCUGUAAAAGAGGAAAGAACUUCUGAGCAUGAGAUUCAAAUUGAUGGUGGUAGUGAAACAUCAGACAGUGAAAUAAAUUAUGAAUUUAGUUCCUCAGAGAAUCUUCUGCAAGAAGAAAGCAUGCUUGAAAAACAGAAUGAAGAGAGUGUAAACUUGCAUGACUACUUUCCUGGUGUGGAGAAGUUUAUCCAAAUAAUGGCUCUUGAGGAUGUUAAUCCUGAUAUACGCACCUUUCAAAUGCUGCUGCACCUCACAUCAUCAAAAUCAGAAGAAGAGUAUUUGAUGAAUCUUAUGAAAAGUUGUAACAUUACCCCAGACGCUACUUUUUUUGACUCUGUAAUCAAGAAAAAGGCAUUAGAGGGUGAUCUAAAGCAGGCAAAGGUUUACAUGAAGCAACUGCAGGAGAAACUGCAGUUUUCUCCAUCAGAAGCUUCUUACCAAGCAUUAGCUUGUGGAUGUAUAAAUCAGAAUCAAGGACUUACUUUACUAGAUGACAUGAAGGUUUGAAAUAUGAUUAUACUCUCAGGAGCAGCUAAAUUACGGCAUUUUUCUUACUUGGUCAAGUUAGUCAAGAGAAUGACAAAGGAUGAUGUGCAGCCCAAUGCUAGGAUGAUAAAUGUCUUGGAGAGGAUGUACAGCUUAUCCUGUGAGAAACCCGACAUUUCGAAUGACAUGCUGGACCGUGUGGUGAAGCUCAAAAGAUUCCGCUUCGUUGAACAGAAGGGUUUUCGCACAUUUUAUGAAAUCUGGAAAUCGAAACGACUUAAAAACAAGAAUGCAGCAACAAAGACUAAAGCAAGUUCCAAUGAUAAAUACUAUGAUAAAGGCAGAGACGACGACAGAAAUAAAGAUGACGCCGUCGACGACAUUACAAGUGACGAUGACGAUGAUUCUAAAUUUAGCCAUCUUUAGUUACCAUUAAGACACCCCUGGUGGUAUGCCGCUCUGUCAAACCGCUUCAUGUGUAUUGCUCGCCGGUAUCACUGAGCACCAACUCAAAUCAGUUUAAAUUUGUCCACAGAUGAAGAUGUUCUUGAAAAAUUUCCAUGUCUUGGUGUCAAAGCAAAACCAUACUGCGACCUUUCACGGUGUUGUGUUGUGUAGCUUCAUGUUCCCUUGCUUUGGUUCCUAGCACUUAAUAACACAAUUGAUUUGGAAAUCUUUUGUUUCUUGAAGUGUGAUUGGUUGAUAUCGUCCAAGUAUUUCGGAUGAAUUAUUGGUACGGUCCGCUCUCUAUUGGCGCUUUCUUUUUGGUUUCUUCAGCUGUCCGGAAUUACCGCAUGCCAACCAAACACCAAGUGCAGUUAGACCGAUAUCUGAAGGAUUGAACUAACUAAACUUUUCUAUGGCUCUCUUUAUUGCAUAUUCUGGAAAAGUUCUCACAAUUUCAUAAUGUGUACUCUUCACUAUAUGUAAUAAUAUUCAAGGAAAACACAGAUGUGUUGACUAAAACUACUAAUUAAAAGCGGAUUCUACUCCAUAAUGGUUGACGGUAAAAUUAAAAAAAUGCGACAGCC
Molecule: messenger RNA, 2657 nt
Organism: Pocillopora damicornis (cauliflower coral)
Lineage: Eukaryota; Metazoa; Cnidaria; Anthozoa; Scleractinia; Pocilloporidae
Product: pentatricopeptide repeat-containing protein 1, mitochondrial-like
Molecular function (GO): protein binding
Source: RefSeq, a predicted model, not a curated record